AUGAGUAAAAUUCCACAAUGGAAUUACUCAUUAGCAGAGAAAACAAUGAAAUCGGACGAACAUUAUUUGAAAAAAUCGACUACUUCACGAAGUAUUCAAACGAUGGAGAAGGGCAAAAUAUUGUAUUUUGGCGUUUUCAUUAUGGUGGUUGUCGCGUUCAUCUUUCAUGUUACUGCUAUGGGUCAUAAUCAUUGGAAGAAAGCAAGUCUCAGAAAUGGUACUGCCCCGGUUGGCGGUUUUUCUGAUCCAGUGUCAAUUGGUUUGUUUACUCGAUGCCAAACGUUUAAUAGUACGAGAGGAGAAUCAUGUGCUCCUAAUCUAUUUAAAAAUGAUGUUAAUUGCACUGCUUCGAACUGUUUGUUAAGAUUUGCAAACCCAUCUUGUUCCUGUGACUAUUUACCAUCAACGAAAGGUAUUGCCGCUUGUGCCAUCAUUGCUUCGAUCUUUCUCGGUCUUGCGAUUAUUAUUUUAUUUAUCCAUUCGAUUAACACAUCGGAAACACGUUCAAUCGGCUUGAUUUUGGGUCUAUUUCCAUUACUUUUACUUUUAUUCGCAUUCAUAUUUAUUCUUAUUACACUUAUACUGGUUGGAAGUUAUCUAUCACGAGAUAUCAUGAGCAUACUGGGUGAAUCAUCGGGAAUUACGGACAUACCAACACUUCGAGACAGAACUCGUGAGUAUUAUAAAGUCCGCGUCGAUUGGUCAACUGGCCUUGAAAUUAUCUCGUUAUUCUUUACAUUUGUGUCCUUGGUACUGUACAGUGCAUUUGUAUUCAAAUUCGGACGAUCAUCCUAA
Messenger RNA from Adineta ricciae, 795 nucleotides. Lineage: Eukaryota; Metazoa; Rotifera; Eurotatoria; Adinetida; Adinetidae. The record is from the annotation of a GenBank genome assembly.